Messenger RNA from Coregonus clupeaformis (lake whitefish), 9604 nucleotides. RefSeq names its product serine/threonine-protein kinase WNK2. The coding region runs from base 504 to 8342 and encodes 2612 amino acids. Gene Ontology annotation, biological process: positive regulation of sodium ion transmembrane transporter activity; intracellular signal transduction; monoatomic ion homeostasis. Gene Ontology annotation, molecular function: protein serine/threonine kinase activity; potassium channel inhibitor activity; ATP binding. Gene Ontology annotation, cellular component: cytoplasm; cytosol. Lineage: Eukaryota; Metazoa; Chordata; Actinopteri; Salmoniformes; Salmonidae. The transcript has 30 exons. The record is from RefSeq and is a predicted model, not a curated record.
GUCACAUAGCAGGAGGUCCAGUCGUUACUAGGGGCGUGGAAUCAAUGUGUAAAAACGGGGACCUCGCAGUUGCAUUUAUUGUUGCUGAUUUAUUGUGCGAUGGGAAACAUGGGCGAGCUAUUAACGUUGUCAAUUUAAUGCUGAGCAUAUUCACCCGGACAAUAUGGACAUUCAAUCAGCAUUACAACACUACGUUGAAGAUUAAUCGCCUCUGAAAGCCGUAUGACAGAGACACACUCGCGCCGGUAACCUGCGGAAAGCUCCACCGCAUCGGAUGAGACUGCCGCUCGUCAUUUGGCGGCAGCAGGGCUAUAUAAGACGCAGGCGAGGGAUGCAAGAUUGGAUGUGCAGACUGACAUCGUACCAUUUGAUACCCCCAUGCUGGAGAAUUGCGUCACCGGGAGGGCGCUGCAGGUCUUCCGUCCCCACUCCGCCUUAGUGUCGGGAACAACCAUAUGGCAAUCAUCAUCUGGAAACUUCAGUGAUUCAACAGUUAAAUCGCCAUGGAAUCGGGUGCCGAGACCGAUGGAUUUAAAUAUCCAUCUGUUCCCAAUUCACAAUGUGAUCUCAACAUAAAUAUUUAUGAGACCAUCAGCGACGGAAACGUCAAUAAUAUGGCCACUUCGACGGUCGUGAGAGGUGGGAGCGACCCUAGUUUGUAUCCUCCAUCGAAUUAUCAGCGGAUCGUACGUCAAAGAUUCAUCAGGAGAAGUUUGUGGUUCUCGGACUCGGAUGAACAGGCCUUUGAGGUGCCAGAAUGUGACAACAGGAGUAAAAUCCUCAACAUAAACCUGCGCACAAUAGUUGACAGGACACGGGGUGCUCAGUCGGGGCCACAGGAGGGCUCCAGCACCGAGAGUCAAGGGGGGCAGAAAGACAGCGCAACAGAGAGCGCCAGCGCUGAUGAGAAGGAGAAAGCUGGGGAUAAAUUGAAUGUUGCAUCCACCGACGGCAGUAAAAACGCUGUCAGAACAGCCAGCGAGGAGAACGAGGAAGAGGCCGAAAUGAAAGCUGUUGCCACAUCCCCUGGGGGACGGUUUCUCAAGUUUGAUAUCGAGCUCGGGAGAGGGUCCUUCAAGACUGUCUAUAAAGGUCUGGAUACCGACACAUGGGUGGAAGUUGCCUGGUGUGAACUUCAGGACCGUAAGCUGACCAAAGUAGAGCGUCAGCGGUUUAAGGAGGAGGCAGAGAUGCUGAAGGGGCUGCAGCACCCCAACAUCGUCCGCUUCUACGACUUCUGGGAGUCACCCCUCAAAGGGAAGAAGUGCAUCGUCCUGGUAACGGAGCUCAUGACCUCAGGCACGCUCAAAACGUAUCUGAAGCGCUUCAAGGUAAUGAAGCCCAAGGUUCUGAGGAGCUGGUGUAGACAGAUCCUGAAGGGCCUUCACUUCCUCCACACCAGGGCCCCUCCCAUCAUCCACAGGGACCUCAAGUGUGACAACAUCUUCAUCACGGGCCCCACCGGCUCCGUCAAGAUAGGAGACCUGGGGUUGGCCACGCUCAAGAGGGCCUCUUUCGCCAAGAGUGUCAUAGGCACCCCAGAGUUCAUGGCCCCAGAGAUGUAUGAGGAGCAUUAUGAUGAGUCAGUGGAUGUCUAUGCCUUUGGGAUGUGCAUGUUGGAGAUGGCUACCUCAGAGUACCCGUACUCGGAGUGCCAGAACGCUGCACAGAUCUACCGCAAAGUCACCAGCGGGGUGAAGCCAGCCAGCUACAACAAGGUUGUGGAUCCUGAAAUCAAGGAGAUUAUUGGCGAGUGCAUCUGCCAGAAGAAAGAGGACCGGUACUCCAUAAAGGACCUGCUGAACCACGCCUUCUUUGCGGAGGACACAGGGGUGCGGGUGGAGCUGGCCGAGGAGGAUGAUGGGAAGAAGGUGGCCAUUGCCCUGAAGCUGUGGGUGGAAGACCCAAAGAAGCUGAAGGGAAAAUACAAGGAGAGCGGAGCCAUUGAGUUUACCUUUGAACUGGAAAAAGAGAGCUCGGAGGGUGUGGCCCAAGAGAUGGUGGAAUCAGGGUUCUUCCAUGAGAGUGAUGCUAAGAUCGUAGGGAAGUCGAUCCGGGACCGCGUAGCGCUGAUUAAAUGGAGGCGGGAGCGGACUGUGUCGGCCCGACCCCCAGUGGACCAGGGAGAGUCAGGACUCAGGGCCCAGGCCACCCUAGCCCAGGGGACCUCUGCUGGGGCUACGCAGGCAGGACAGCCCCCUCUGCUUGAGCCCAAGGAGCCAGAGGAAGACCAGCAUGCCAGGCUAUGUAACCUUCCGGCCAGCGCCACCUCUGUCACAUCAGACAGUACCUUUGACAGCGGCCUGGGCUCCACUGUGUACUCUGACUCCCACAGCAGCCAGCACAAUGUCCUCUACCAGUCACAAGUGGAGCCCAUCACCAUGGCAACGCAGCGGCCCAGUGCUGUGCAUGCGUUGCUCCAGAACCAGUCGUCUCUCCAGGGCCAGCCUGCCUCCGCCCCAGCCCUGCACACCCCCCUGCAGUACCUCCAGCCUGGCCACAGCUACCCCGCCGCUCCCCUGGCCUCCCAACAGACACCCACCGCAGCCGGAUACUCAGCUGCAGCUCUACAACACACCCCAGCUUCAGCAACUUACUCAGCAUCAAACGUUCCUCUACAGCAUAAUCGUACUGGACAGAGCUAUCCAGCUCCAACUCUGCAGCAGACGGCAACAGCAGCAAGUCAUUCAACUGCAAAUGUACCACUUCAACAGCCUGCAGCAAGCUUUUCAGCAACUACCAUGCCCCUACAACAGCCACACACCGCAGCAAGCUACCCUGCAGCAGCUAUGCCAAUCCAACAGACACCAACUCGACAGAGCUACGUUGCCCCAACUCAGCAACAGAUGAUUCAAACUGCUGCAAGCUACCCAGCUCCAAUUCUGCAACAGACCCCAACAACAGCAAGCUUCUCAGCAGCAGUAGCCAUGCCUGUCCAACAGACUGUAUUGGCAGCUAGCAUAGCAGCUGCAACAAUACCCUCACAACCAGCUGCACAGAGCUACCCAGCUCCAGUGGAGCAUCUGCAACAUACCGCUCCCCCACAGAGCUAUGCAUCUGAAGCCCCAACUGUGGUCCACACUGUACCUCUACCCAGUCUCCCUACUCAGGCCCCCAGUGUAGCAACACAGCCUCUAGCUGCUGCUGUGCUUCCCCCAGUCCAGCCUUGCCCAGCGUCACACAGCCUCCCAGCCACAGCCAUGCCUCCCAGUCUGCGGCCAGUCCAGUCUAGUCCCAUGCAUCACAGCCAACAGACUGUGCCAGACCCCAUUCAACAGCAACAUAGCCAUCCAAUGCCCCAGCCCUCUGCACAACACAGCCAACAGCCUGUGCCGGUCCCCAUUCAACAGCAACAUAGCCAGCCAAUGCCCCAGCCCCCUGCACAACACAGCCAACAGCCUGUGCAGGCCCCCAUUCAGCAGCACAACCAGCAAACUGUGCAGGUCCCCCUACCCAAACACAGCCAGCCAAUGGCCCAGCCCACUGUCCAACAGGCUCCAGUCAUCCAGAGCUAUCAGUUACCUGCCCAUACUGUGCAGCAAGGUUCAACCCUCCAGAGUUACCCCAACGCUGCACCCCUGAUGGGGCAAAUGAACGCUGCUUCACAGAGCUACUCACCCACAGUCCCACACAUACAACAACAGGCUGCACCGGUACAAGGCUACACGAAACCCAGUGUGAUGGGUCAGGCCUAUCCAUCUGCUCCGGCUCCACAGCAGGCUGCAUCCCCUCAGACCUACCCAGUGGCCCCCACAGUGCAACAACAGACUGGGACUGCCGCUCCUGCUGCACAGCACAGCCAGGCCCAGGCAGCCACACUACCACCAGGCCAGCAGUACCAAUCCUAUCUCUACAACGCAGCUUUCCUGAACCAGAAUCUUCCUGCUGGUCAAAGCCUUUCCCAGCACCACCAAUCAUCAUCUAGUCUACCUUCCCAGGCAUCGCCUCCUCAGCAGCUAUUGGCUCAGGCCUCUAUCCCUCAGCAGCUGCAGCCACUGCAUAUCUCUACAUCUCUGCCACUAACACACCUUUCCCAGUUUCCCUCACCGUAUCCCAACAUCCAAGUGGUGACCUCUCUGACUGGAUGUGCCACCUACCCUCACCCCUGCCCUGUUUCCCAGUCCUACCCCUCCUCUCUGCCCCCUCUCUACCUCUCCCCAGGCCAGCCUGCCACUCUGCCCCCCUCUGUCUCGUCCCUCGCCCCCCUGCAUAUAGAGAAUGCUCUGGCGCCCCCCACCUCUGUGCCCCCGAUAUCCUCACCCACACCCCUGCUUGCCAUGACAGCACCCACACUGCCACAGCAGCAGCAGAUGUACCCCGCUGCUCUGCAACAGAGUGUUAUGACACACAUACAGCUCCCCACUCUCACACACCCUGUUCACUCACACCUUGCCUCACUGCCUGGACAACAGAACACACAACCGCAGAAUACACACCACAUGCACUCAAACCCUGCUGUUGUACCCCUACAUUUUCAACACGUCAUACACCCCACAUACUCACACCCUGCUGCUGCACCUGAGCUUGCUCUGUCCAGCUCUCAGCCCUUUAGACAGCAGGUCCAACAGCAGGCCCAGACCCAGCUUCCAGAUGCAGUCCCCUCUGCCCAGCCUACUAAGUCUUCCCAGCCUGCAGUUUUCUCCCCUCCCAUACAGAGUGUGUCGGACCCUGGCACAGGUACUGCCGCAACCCAGCUUGACCUCAACCAGAACCCCAGCCAAACCCAGGCCCAGUCCCAGCAUCAGGCCCAAGGCCAGAGCCAACCCCAAGAUCCAGCGCCACUACCCCCUGACUCCUUGACAGCAGCCCCUCGGCCUGCCGGCACCAGCCUGACUCAGCAGAACCAGGCCAGUGCCAGUAGCUGCACAGGGACCACGCUCACCUCGGGACAGGCUCAAACAGAGUCCAAUCUGGAGGAUCCUGGUGCCAGCUACUCUUACGACAGUGUGAACUCAGACGCCACCUCAGGGAAGGAGAUGAGCGACGGUAACGAGGGGACGCACGGAUCAGGGAAGGGCGAGGGCAAGGUCCGGAAACCCCACCGCCGCUCCACGCGCACCCGCUCACGCCAGGACAAGAUCAACAAGCCCAAACUCAGCAUGCUCAACGUGUGUUAUACAGGGGAUAAGAUGGUGGAGUGUCAGCUGGAGACCCACAACCACAAAAUGGUUACCUUCAAGUUCGACCUGGACGGAGACGCACCUGAGGAGAUUGCCACUUACAUGGUGGAGAAUGACUUCAUCCUGCUCCUGGAGAAGGAGAUGUUUAUAGAGCAGUUGAAGGACAUUGUGGACAAGGCUGAGGACAUGCUGAGUGAGGACACAGAGGGGGAGAGGAUCUCUGACCACGCGGGCAGUCCCCAGCAGAUCCACGGAGCAGUCAUACUGGGGGGAGAGGGUUCAAAGACGGCUACACCUAAUUCACCACAACUUGUGUACCAGCAGAACGUCCUCCACACUGGGAAGCGCUGGUUCAUCAUCUGCCCCGUGGCCGAGACGCCCACGCCAGACAGAGAGAGGACUUCAUCAGACACCUCUACAGCCAAGGAGACUCCUGUCACAUCAUUGUCUAGAUCCAGCUGCAGUACUACUCCUCCAGUGUCUGCCCCAACCCCUGUUCCUGCCCUGACCACCACAGCCUCUACUCCAGGCCACUCUGCCCCCCCUGCACCUCAAAGCUCUGCCCAGUCUCAGGACCCCAACGUGGGCAAGGCCAGAGUGCAGCAGCCGCAGGCCUCUGGAACCAAACCCUCCACCACCAAUGCUACGACUGCUGCCGUGGGCCGCCACGACUCUGUUUCAGGCAGCGAACCCUGCGUCUCCAUGGUAACGGACAUCCCAUGCUGCCCCAUCAUCCCACCUGUGUCCCUGGACGAGAAUGGGGCGGGACAUAAAGGGGUGAGUGGCACUUCCUCAUGUCUACCCAAUCAGGAGGCCAGCCUGUCAGGAGACCCGCCCCCUCCGCUGGGCUCCCAACAGCCAGUGGUCCUGCAGCAGCCCUAUGCCAUGCCCAGCAUGGUGGGUGUAGGAGGUGGAGCUACAAUACAAUCACAGCCCCAGAGUCCCGCCCACCAGGCUUCCCAGCAGCAGGAUGUACCUGGGGGUUCCGGGAGUGGAGGUGGAGGAGGCCCGGGGGAGUCUGAUGGAGAGGGCCCGCCCAGGGUGGAGUUUGUGGACCGCACCAUCAAGACUCUGGAUGAGAAGCUGAGGAACCUGCUGUACCAGGAGUACGCCCCAUCAUCAGCUCCCAACAGCACCGCCUCAGACCUUCAGGGCUCCAACACAGAGGGGGUCAGCUCUCCCCCUGUCUCUGACAGCCAGACCACCUCUGAAGUGGGGCUCCCCAGGAAGGGAGAGGUGCUGCCUCAGAUUCCUGAGCGUACAGAUAGUUUGGGUACACUGAGUGACUCUGCAGGAUUGCUGAACAGGAGAGACUUUGUGGGCAGUUCCAGUUCCUAUGGCUCCAAGAGCCGCUUUCAGAUCGUCCCCACUCCUCCGGACGUCAUCCGUCGUUUAGAGAAGGGCAGAAGUCACAGCACCUGCAGCUCGCUGGCUCCCUCUAGUGGCUCGGGGGGCUCUCGCGCUGCAGCCGAGGGGGACGGCCCACGAGACCAGGGGUGUGUGGUCGUGGGUAGGUUCUCAGUGAUGACCACCGAAGAGGGGGCGGAAAGCGCCCCCAAACCCCACUGUAGUAACCGCUACUCAGCCCCCCCAGACUUCUACCAAGACACCACCGCCUCCAGCCCCAACACCACCCGCAGCCUGCUUCCACGUGCCCACACUGCUGACGCUGCCACCAACCACUCCUUCCACUUCGACUCUGACUCGGGGGAGGAGGACACCAGUAGUUUAGCCCGUCCCCUUGCCCACCACAAGCCUCCGGCUCAUGCCCUCUCGGAACACAGCGGAAGUGACCUCAUGAAGAGGGCGGUGGCCUUCCUGCGCCGCACGGGCCGCAGCAGCAGUGUGCAGAGCUCUGAUUCGCCGAGCCGGCAACCCGUGGUAGCGAAUGGCCACGCCAUCUCGCCGCCUGGACCCGGCCAUGUAUCGUACGUCAGUAGUGACAAUGACUCUGAGUUUGAGGAUGCGGACAUGAGGAAGGAGCUGCAGAGGCUGAGGGAGAAACACAUGAAGGAGAUCUCUGAGCUGCAGGCGUUCCAGAGGAGUGAGAUAGAGCGUCUGUAUAAAGAGCUGGGGAAAGCCGUGCCGCCCGGUGUAGGCCUGUUGCACGCUGCUCCCCCUAGUGGCCGCAGACGCAAGAUCAGCAAACACAAGCUGAAGGCGGGCAAGCUGCUCAACCCAAUGGUGCAGCAGCUGAAAAACAACCUGAACGCCACCACCACCGGUGAGAGGAAAGGUGAGAGUGCACCGAGCUCGUCUGGCUCUCCAGCUAAGAGCUCCAUUGUGUCUGACAGCUCGGCCCGCUCCAGUGGCAGCAGCAGCAGUACCAGCGGAACUCGGCCCAGCACGGCCCCAGAGCCUGUCCAGACCCAGCAACCCUGCUCCCUCAAGGGCUCCUUCUCCUCUGACAACAUCUACGGUGGAGGCAUGGCCACACACGUAGGCCCAGGGCAAGGCUGGACGGUAUACCACCAAACGUCAGAGAGAGUGACCUAUAAAUCUAGUAGCAAACCACGUGCUAGAUUCCUCAGUGGACCCGUGUCUCUGUCCAUCUGGUCCACACUGAAACGACUAUGUCUAGGCAAAGAGCGCAGCAGUAGGUCUUCUCACGGCGCCAGUGCAACUCAGACGGCGUCCAAUCAGCAACAGCCACCAGCUGUCCCCACUCCUUUGCCAUCUCCUCAACCAAUGACAGUGCUAGCUCAGGCCCAGACAAACAACAGCAACAACAAGAAGCCAGGCACCUUCACGGACGACCUGCACAAGCUGGUAGAUGAUUGGACGAAGGAGACGAUGGCGGCCACACAACCGCGGCCCUCUCUGAACCAGAUCAAACAGCAGAGACGCAUGCAGGACCUGGAGGGCCAAGCCACGCCCCUGGGAGGAGCCACGCAGGAGGUGAGAUGUCCCAUCCCUCCAAACAAGUUCCAGCUGCCUUUGUCGUGCCCGCUGACAGCUGCUUUAGGCUCAGCCAUGCCCACUGCCCUGAGCUCCAAACCCUCUGCCAUGCUCCAGCCCGGGUACAUGGUACCAGCAGGCCCCUACGGAGGGGUGGUGCCCGGCCCCCUAUACCCCCAGCAGUGGUCUGGUAUGCCCAGCCCUGUGGGAAUGAUGGGGGCAGCGGGAGGGAUGCCCUACCCCACCAUGGCCAACCCAGGGGUGCAGGCGUACCCCCUGACCCUGCACAGCCCUGAGAACGUCCCCAACACCAGGACUACCUAAUGUGACAACAAGCACCUCCCUGCACCCAGUAAACCCCCAUCCCACCCCAUCGCCCCUGUCGCUCAACACAGACUGCCCCCAGAUGUUCCCCCCUAUCCCAGCACCCUCACAUCAGGACUGCCUGACUAACAGGUCUUAACUCAUCUUGUGUUGAUAACCUAACUCCCCUCUGUCCCCCCUGCUUCUCACUCCAGGGUUACAAUUGUAAUGAAAUCAAACUCUUAACUUUGAAUAGAGUGAUGGGCUGGGAAAGAGAGUAAAGUAGGGCCCACACAUUUAGAUGCUCCAACAAAUGGCUUAUGGGUCAUUCACCUCAAAGCACAAGGAAGAGGAUUUCGACACCCACCAUCUGAUUGUGCUGAAAUAAUUUAUGUAGUUAGAAACAGAUAUUAGCAUUCCUGAAAAUAUUUGUUGAGAUAUAAUUUGAUCUCUGAGAAAUCUAGCUAAUUGAUUGCACAAACAUUUGCCAUUUUAAUUUAUAGGAUUCAUAUAAUCUUCAAUAAAUAUAGUACCUAACAUCCGAUUUGGACCAUCAUUCUUCCUAACAAUUAGUAAGAUGUGGUAUCCAAUAAAAUUAUCAAAAGCCACCCACGGACCCCUGUGAAUCUGGUGACAGUUUUUUCCCCUUUUCACAGAAAUUAGCCUUUUGAAGUCUCUUGCAUUAUUUACCAUAGAUUUGUGUGAAAGUACCCUGUUUUGCCCACUAGAUGCCACUGUUCCUGCUAUUGCCACACACAGAGGGGCCGUUUCCUGGACACAGAUUAAGCCUAAGAGAAGGACAAACAAUUGCUUUCAUGGAGGACUGGCUUGAAUUGUGAGGAUGACCAUACAAUUUGUUUUCAUCAUGAGCAAAAGCUAUUGGUUUUCUACCCAAAGUUGCAAAGAAAAUGCUGUGAUCCAUUUAAUAAGCACAAGAAACCUGCUAAAUUGAUAAAAAGGGUGUGGCAGUAGCAGGAAGAGCAGCAUCUAGUGGGCAAAACCUGGUACUUUCACACUAAUUUAUGGUAAAUAAUGUAAGCGACUUCAAUGGCUAAUUUCUCUGAACAGAUUCACAAGGAAUACAUUACAUAGGAUGAAGAAGCAAUAAUCCAAGCCGCAGCUCCAUAGAGAACUGAUCCUGUAUACUGGUUGUUAGGGUGAGAUUGGUGUGGGGGGGUCUGUGGGUGACUUUAGAUUGGAUUACUCAUGUCUUACUCAAUGGUAGGAAGAAGUUUUGUCCAAAUCGGAUGUUGGGUACUAUAUGUAUUGAAUAUCAUGUGAAU